Molecule: messenger RNA, 7878 nt
Organism: Dictyostelium discoideum AX4
Lineage: Eukaryota; Evosea; Eumycetozoa; Dictyosteliales; Dictyosteliaceae
Exons: 3
Coding region: 1-7878 (2625 amino acids)
Biological process (GO): autophagy
Cellular component (GO): endoplasmic reticulum membrane; phagophore assembly site membrane
Source: RefSeq, a predicted model, not a curated record
AUGUGGACGGCAAGAGCAGCAAAGUUUCUGUUUAAAAAAAUAUGUGGUGAAUAUUUUAUGUACGAGUUAGAGAAGGAUCAAUUUAAGAUUGCAUUUAAAAAAGGUACGAUAAAUUUAAAUAAUUUAGAAUUGAAUAUAAAGAAAAUAAAUAAAGAUUUAUAUGGCGUUUCACCAUUAAUGUUAGCUUCUGGUUAUAUUGGAAACCUUACAACAAUGAUACCUUAUACUUCUUUACUCGAUACUCCAAGUGAAUUUAACAUAUCAAAUUUAGAGUUAACAUUUGUUUCUUCAAAUGAUUAUGAAAAAUAUGUUUUAGAAGGUUUAAAACAAUUAAAAUAUUUAGACCACUCGAGUACAAAUAAAACCAAUAACGAUGAUAACAAUAAUAAUAAAAAUGAAAAUGUAAAUUAUUAUUCAGAUGAAGAUGAAGAAAUUGAUAAUAUUGAAACAAAAAAACAAUUUGGUAUCCAAGGAUUAGAAGCAUUAACAGAGAUUGUAAAGAAAUUAAUUGAUAAAGUAUCAGCAAGAAUUGAUAAUUGUACAAUCACUAUUGUAGAAUAUGAUCAAUCUAGAAACAAAUCAAUUAUAAUAGUUUUCUUGAUUGAAUCAAUAGAAUAUAGAGCAUCAUCAACAGGUGAUCCGCCGAACUAUUUUAAUAAUAACAAUAAUAAUAAUAAUAAUAACAAUAAUAAUACAUCAUCACAAGAGAAAAUAGAUUAUUUUUUAAAAAGUAUAGUUUUAAAAAAUCAUUCAAUUUUAAUUACUGAUAAAUAUACUGGUAACAUUUUAUUAGAGGAAAAGUUUUAUAAUAAUCCUAUAUUUAAUAUAAUUCCAAAAUCAAAAUUUGAUAUAAUAUUUUCAAAUAAAGUAGAUAGUAGUAAUGUAAAUAAUAAUAAUAAUAAUAAUAAUAGUAGCAACAAUGUAAAUAAUGUAAAUAAUAAUGAUAUUAUAUCUUUAAAAAUUAGAAGAGAUGAUAAACCUUCACCAACAACACAACCAAUAAAAAUAACCAAUACAAAUACAAAUACAAAUAAUAAUGAAUUACCAAUGUUUUUGGUUGAUUGUUUUUUUAAACAAUGGACUAUUGUACUUUCACCAUAUCAUUUAUCGAUUAUUGAUAGUUUUAUUUCAAAUUUUAAUAAACCAAUUCAAAAGUCGACAACUACGACAACAACAACAACAACAACAACAAAUUCAAUACCAAACAUUAAAACAAAAAGACAAUCUAUAUCAAAAAAUAGUUCAAAUCAAUUAUUUAAUUUAAAUUUAAAAUGGCAAUCAAUUAAAAUAUAUAUACAUAAGGAUAGAAAGGAGAAUUAUUAUAAUGAGUUCAUACCAAUGAUGGUUAUAGAUAAAUUAAAUCCACCACAACCUCCAAAAAGAGAUUAUUUAGCACUUAAACUAUUUGAUAUUAAUUAUAGUUUAAAACAACAAAAUCAAAUAAAGAAAAUGAAUUUAACAAUUUCAAAACUACUAAUAACAAAUUAUAAUGUUAAUAGUACUUGUGGUGAAUUAAUAAAUUUAGAAAUUAUAAAAAUGCCAAUUUCAUCAAAUUCACCAAAUUCAUCUUCAUCAUCAAUUGUAUCAAAUUUAUCUUCAAAUUCUUUAAAUAAAUUAGUUAAUUCUAAUACUAAUAAUAAUAGUAAUCAAUCUUAUUCACCACCAUUACAAAUUCAACAACAACAACAACAACAACAACAACAACAACAACAACAACAACAACAACAACAACAACAACAACAACAACAACAACAACAACAACAACAACAACAACAACAACAGAUUAAUGAAUUUAAUUGUAAUAUAAUUUUUGAAGAAUCAAAUAUGAUAUUAGAUAUUCAAAUUAAAGAUGAACUAAAUUUAAUUAUGGAUCCAUUUUUAUUAUUAUUUUUUAAUUCUUUUACUAGUGAAAUGAAAAAGGUUGAAAAAGAAAUAAAAGAAGAGAAAAGGUUACAUAAACUUUAUUUAAAUAGAAUUGAAAAACAAAAUAUAAUUAAAAAUAAUAUUCUAAAGAAACAAAAAGAUCAACAAUUAAGAUUACAGAGAAAAGAAUUACAAAAACAAAAACAAUUACAACAUCAAAGACAACAUCAAUCAAGUGAUUAUUAUUAUCCACAUGAAGUUGAUUAUUAUGAUUCUGAUGAAGAUGGUGAUGAAUAUUAUUAUCAUGAAGGUGAUUCUUUUAAAAAUAAUCAAAUUAAUAAUAAUAAUAAUAAUAUUAAUAAUGAAAAUAAUAAAGAAAAUCUUACCCAAUCAAAUAAUAAUAAUAAUAAUAAUAAUAAUAAUAAUAAUAAUAAUAAUAAUAAUAAUAAUAAUAAUAAUAAUAAUAAUAAUAAUAAUAAUAAUAAUAAUAAUAAUAAUAAUAAUAAUAAUAAUAAUAAUAAUAAUAAUAAUAAUAAUAAUAAUAAUAAUAAUGAUAAUAAUGAUGAAGAACAAGAUGAAAUUGAAUCAUCAUCAAUUCAAUUUUCAUUACAAAGUUCAGUGAUUAGGUUUAAAGUUAAAUUUCCUUCAUUUGAAUUUAUACCAAAUUCUUUGGUUAUUGAUUUAAAAGAUCAAAAGAAAUUUAAAUCAACAUUUUUUGAAAUUCAAAAGAAUUUGAAAUUAUUAACCAAUCAAUUGGAAAUUAGCUUCACUCAAUGUAAAAUAAACUCAAAUAUAAUUAAGGAUAUACCAGAUGUAAAAUGGUUUAUUGAUUUUGAAAAUUUAUCAUUACUUUUAAAGGAUAUCAAUACAAAUACAAGUGGUAAUAAUUAUAAUAAUAAUAAUAAUAAUAAUAAUAAUAAUAAUAAUAAUAAUAAUAAUAAUAAUAAUAAUAAUAGUAAUAAUAAUAAUAAUAUCAAUAGUAUUAUAAACAUUAUAACUAAAAAUGAUUCAGACUCUUUUAAUCCAGUUCCAAUUGAAAUUACUGUAAGAGGAUUAUUAAAUAAUAAAAAUACAGGUAAUGAUAGUAAUAAAGAUGUUGAUGAUCAUCAAGAUAAUGGUAUAGAAAAAGAUGUAGAACAGGGUCAAGAAGAUAAAGAAGAUAUAGAUAAUAUAGAUUAUAGUGGUGGUGGUAGUGGUGCUAAUAUUAUCACCAAUGACGAUAGUUAUGAUGAUAUAGAUGACGAUAGUGACAUAUUUGAAAUGACCAAUGACGAUAUCGAUAUGUAUGAUAUUGAAGGUGAAGAUAAUGUUAAAAUACCUCAAAAUAUUCCUCAACCACAAUUACCAUCACCUCCAACACCAACACCAAUACCACCACAACAACAACAGCAACAACCACAACCACCAUCACAACAGCAGCAACAACAACAAAAGCAACAUCAACAAGGUAAUACAAGUCCAAACUUUUCACAUUUUAAUCCAUUUUCAAAAUCAUCAGAAAAACAUAAAGGUCCAUUUUCAACAUUUGUGUCAACUAGUGAGGGUGUUUUUGAUAGUUGGCCAGACGAAGCUGAACAAGAGGAAAUAAAUAUUUUUAGACAUUCCUCAAUUGAAUCAUCAAGAUAUGCAAUUUAUUUAAUUAUACCAUUCCUUCAAUUAAAAUUAACAAAAUCACAAUAUCAAUCAUUAAUUCAAUUAUCACAAUCCUAUAGUAAAUUAAUUGAUUAUACUACAAUACCAAAAUCUUCAGUGUCAUCAUUCAUUAAUAAUAAUAAUAAUAAUAAUAAUAAUAAUAAUAAUAAUAAUAAUAGCAAUAAUUCAACAAGUUCAACACCAAUGUAUACCCCUAAUACUUCAUUACCAACUACACCAAGUUCUAAAAAUAGUAAUAGUAAUUUAUAUAAUCCAACUGAUAUGCCUCACAUAUUACCAAGAUCUAAAAAUGGUUCACCACAAGUUAAAAGUUUUAAUAAUAAUAAUAACAACAAUAAUAAUAAUGAUUAUAAUAAUUAUUCAACAGCGACACCAAGUAGUGUAGUUUCACCAAUUGAAGAGGUUAGUUUAUUUUCAUUGAUGGUUGUAAUAAAUUCUGGUUCUUUUAUAAUUCAAGAAGAUGCUCCAAAAUCUUCAUUUAGUAAUAGUAGAAAUAAUAGUAGUAAUAAUAUAAAGGGUCAACAAUACCAACCACCACCACCACCACCACCACAACAACAACCAUGGUAUCAAUAUGAAUUAAGUUUUGAAAAGUUUGAAAUUUUUAAUGUUUCUCAAUAUUAUGGAAGGGAUAUUAGUUUUGUUAGUUCAAUGGUUAGUAAAGUUAAAUUGACAGAAUUAAAUUUAACUUCAAAAGAUAAUAAACCAUUACCAAUAAUCUUUAAAACAAUUUCCCAAGAAAGAAAUUCAACCGAUCAAAUGAUAUCAGUAACAAUUUCAUUCAAUAGAGAUACCACUGGUUUUUUAGAUGAUAAUAUUCAUGGUAAUAUUUAUUCUUUUGUUUUUAAAGGUGUAACAAUUUAUCAUAAAUUAAAUACACAAUGGUAUUCAAGAAUUUCAAACUUUUUUAAUGAUUCAACUAAUAAUAAUAAUAAUAAUAAUAAUAAUAAUAAUAAUAAUAAUAAUAAUAAUAAUAAUAAUAAUACAACAUCUAAUGAAAAUCCAAAGGAUAAAGAAGAAGAAAAAGAACAAGAAGAAGAAAUUGAAGAAGAAAAAAGAAGAAAAGAAGAAGAAAUUAAAAAAGAAUUAUUAAAAAAUAGAGAAGAAGAAGAAGUAAAUAAUACACAAUCAAGAUAUUUUAUUAAUUUCGUUGAUACUUCAAUUUCAUAUACACCAUCAGAUAAUUUAUCAUCAGCAGCAGUUUUAUUCUUUUCAGAUGUUAAGUUGAAAAUACCAACAAGUGGAUUCUUUUCAUGUAUAGGUCAAAAUAGUUAUAUUUAUGUAAUGGAUGAUAUUCAAUUUUUAAAUUUAAAUAAACCAAAUUCGAAAUCUUCCUCUUCAAACUCAAUUUUAAAUUAUUGGAAAUAUUUAGGUUAUGUACCAGUUGUACAUUUAGAUUAUAUAGAAUUUGAUAUUACUAAUAGUAGUGAUAAUGAUCAUUAUCCAUCAUUAAAGAUCGAUUAUAAUCAUAAUUUAUUAUCAAUUAAUGCAUGUUCAGAUUCAUUUUAUAUUUUAAAUCAAUUAAUUAAUAAUUUCUUGGGAUUUGAUUUACCAAUUGCAGAAGUUGCUGAUUUAAUAAUUACUCAAGGUAUUGGUUCAGAAUUAAAUUUAAAAGAGAGUAUUGAUAUUUUAAUUAAUGAAGAUACAUUUAGACAAACAGCAGAACAACUUCAAAAACAACAGCAGCAGCAACAACAACAGUCAUAUUCUAGUAAUAAUAUAAAUUUAUCAUCAUCCCCAUCUGGAGGUCCCACUAUCAAUAGUAGUAAUAAUAAUAAUAAUAAUAAUUCAAAUUUAUCAUCAUCUCCAUUAGUACCAGGUGCAAUUAAUUUCGAAUUUGAAGAAGUAUUAAGAGGUGAUGGAAAUAAUGAUUUUAGUGAUGAUGAUGGUAGUUCAUCAGUUUAUGAAUAUUAUUCACCAUUGGAUAUGAUGUCUUCAAAUAGUAAAUUAUCAGAGACUGAAUCAAAUUGUUCAGAGAAUCAAAUGAUUAAUGAAAUUCAUGAUACCAUUUCAUCACAUACUGGUUCAUUUAGUAAUUUACCAAUAAUGGGUAGCAUUAUGAUUGAAGAUUAUGAUCAUGAUAAAUUAGAAACAUAUCCACCAUCAUCAACUACUCAAAUGUAUCCUCAUAGAGAUUUUUAUAAUGAUAUUGAUCCACCUUCAAUUCAAUUACAACAACAACCAACACAAUCAUCAUCAUAUCAGCCACAGCAACACCAACAACAACAACAACAACAACAACAACAACAACAACAAUUUAAUUCAGUUAAUGAUGGAUCAGUAACUUGGAUUGAUUCAACAAAUCAAAAUAAAUCAAUUGAACCUGUUGAAAAUUAUAUAUCAAAUCCAGAUGAAGACCCAUCAGAAGAUUGUCCAUUACCAUCACAUUAUCCAAAAUCUGCAAGUAAAAUGUCAUUUAGGAAGAUGAAUUUGUCUAUAAAAAUUUUCAAAGGUUUAGAUUGGGAAAGAGAAUCAACAAUCAUUGAACCAUCUUCACCUUCUUCACUCGCUGGUGGAAAAGAGAAACAACAAUCUCAACAACAACAACAACCUCAACAUAAAUCUGGUAGAGAUCAAAAUUGUUUUGUUGAAUUUAUUUUAUCAAAUGUAAAUAUUAGAAUUGAUAGAUUCGAUGAUAAUGAAUUGUAUGCUAAAAGAAUGUCAUUACAUAUUUCUGAUGUUACAAUAAUGGAUCAUAUACCAACUUCACUUUGGAAUAAAUUCUUAUGUUCCGAUACAAAUGUUACCAGAUAUCAACAGUCACCAAUGAUAAAGAUUCUAUUUGAAACUGUUAGACCAGAUUUAGCCAGACCAUUACUUCAAGAGAAUAGAUUAAAAGUUUUAAUUUUACCAAUUAGAUUUAAUAUUGAUCAAGAUACUGUCUCUUUUAUGGUUAAUUAUUUCUCAUAUAAACCACCUUCAUCACCAUCACCAAUUCAACCAUCAAUAGUUAUUGAAUCACCUAGAUCUACAAAUAAUAAUAAUAAUAAUAAUACUUCAGUAUCUCCUCAAAAUGUUUCACCAAAAAUUAAUAAUAUAACAACUACAACUACAACAACAUCGAUAACUACCAAUACUACUACAACAGUAACAUCAUCAAUUUCACCAAAUAGUUCAAUUAUUUCACCAUUAUCUACAAGUCAAACUUUUACACCAGGUGUUUCAUCUUCAUCACUUUUGAAUUCAUCAGGUGGAAAUUCAAUAUCAUCUGUAACAUCAUCAUCAUCAUCAUCAAUAAAUACAACUAGUUCAAAUGUAACACCAAUUCCAAUUAAAAAGAAUUCAUCAUCAUCAUCAUCAUCAUCACAAACUAUAAGUAGAUCAAUACCAGAGGAUAAAGCACAAACUACAGAUAAAGAAUCACAAGAGAUUACCUACUUUCAAUCGGUUGAAAUUUUACCAAUUAGAUUAAAGGUUGAUUAUAAACCUAAAAAAGUUGAUUAUCAUAGUCUCACUACUGGUAACUAUGCUGAACUUUUAAAUCUUUUACCAUUGGAGGGAGCCAUUUUUAAUCUCUCUAAAUUAAAACUUAAUGGUGUUGGUGGUUGGAGUGCCUUGUUUAAUCAAAUCGCAAAAAUUUGGGUUCCACACAUUAUUCAAACUCAACUAUUAGGUUAUGUAUCUGGUGUUAGGGGUUUAAAUUCAUUGGUUCAUAUCGGUGAAGGUUUAGCAAAUUUAAUAAUACUUCCUUAUGAACAAUAUAAAAAAGAUGGUAAUAUAUUAAAAGGUAUAAAACGUGGUACAACAACAUUUUUAAAAAAUUUAACUGUUGAAACUUUAUCAAUGGGUGCAAAAGUUGCUGUUGGUACUCAAGGUUUAUUAGAAACUGCUGAUAAUGUAUUAUCUUCACCAAAACAACAACAUAGUCAACAUCAUAGUCAACAUCAACAUUCUCAAUAUCAUCACCAAUCAUCAUCAUCAUCAUCAUCAACUCAAAAACAUCAUUCAUCAUCAUCACAUGGUAGAUUUAAAAAUCAUCAAUCAAUUCUUCAUUCAUUUAAUUCACCAACACAACAAUUGUCACCAGCUUCAAUUCAAUCAUUAAAUCAUCAUUUACAAAAUCAUCAUGGAAUUAGUAAAUUUUCAGAUCAACCAAAUGAUACAAAAGAAGGUAUUCAACAUGCAUACGAAAGUGUAUCUAGAGAAUUAAAAUCUGCCGCCCACACUAUCAUUGCUAUACCAAUGAAAGAAUAUCAUCAAAAAGGAACAAAAGGUUAUGUGAAAUCAAUAGUUCAAGCGGUUCCAAUUGCUAUUAUUCGUCCAAUGAUUGGUAUAACUGAAGGAGUUUCAAAAACCUUACUUGGUGUUAGAAAUCAAAUUGAUCCAAAUAAAAAAUUAGAAAUGGAUAAUAAAUAUAAAUAA